Exophiala viscosa is the source of this 938-nucleotide messenger RNA. RefSeq names its product 26S proteasome non-ATPase regulatory subunit 9. The record is from RefSeq and is a predicted model, not a curated record. The transcript has a single exon. NCBI's taxonomy places the organism in Eukaryota, Fungi, Ascomycota, Eurotiomycetes, Chaetothyriales, Herpotrichiellaceae. The coding region runs from base 121 to 828 and encodes 235 amino acids. Gene Ontology annotation, cellular component: cytoplasm; nucleus. Gene Ontology annotation, biological process: proteasome regulatory particle assembly. Gene Ontology annotation, molecular function: protein binding.
AAACAUACAAAUUCCGCGCAGUUCGUCAGCUGCCUGCGCCGUUACGAGCAUUAACUACCCAUGACGAGACAUAUGUAUCAGUCCUGACGAACUCUUCUAAUCUUCCCUAACAAACAGAACAUGGGACUUCCAAUGGAUCCUAACCUCUCAGAAAUCCAUGUUCCCAGUGGACCGACAUCAAUACAGCCGGGACAGUCCUUCGAAGGUCUAACCUUGCACCAACUUAUCAAUCGGAAGGACGACCUUGAAGAGGAGCUGAAAGCUUUGGGUUCGGUUCUCGACAGCCAUGGGGUCAACAUGCAGACAGGUCUUACUACAUUCGAUGGCUUCCCACGAUCAGACAUCGAUGUGGCACAAGUCCGUGUGACGCGAGCACGUAUCAUCACGCUUCGCAACGACUGGAAAACCCUCAUGGAUAGGAUCGAGAAGGGUCUCCAUGAACAUCACGCCAAAAAUCAGGCCUCCGAGGCGUUGAAAGCCUCUACGUCACAAUCUCAGUCUGUAUCGAUGCCUGCAACUGUCCGAACCGCCCCAUCAGUGCCUGAAACACCCUUCGCGAAAGUCAACAGUGUCGAGCCUGGCAGCCCUGCGAAUGAGGCCGGUUUAAAAGCUGGUGAUCUGAUCAAGAGAUUUGGCGAUGCGAUCUGGUCAAACCAUGAAAGACUGCGGAAGGUUGGCGAAGUGGUGGGUCAGAAUCUCGGUCGACCUAUACCGGUCAAGAUCUCCAGAGGGAUUGGGUCUGAUGCACAAGAGCUGGAUCUGAGGUUAACUCCAAGGCAAGGCUGGGGCGGGCGAGGUACAUUAGGAUGUCAUAUUGUGCCUGUGUGAAACUCAGAAGAUCUUUAAGCGGAAGAUCCCUCACUUUUGGGAGACGAGAAUGUACAACAUUCUUAAGCUACAAGCGGAAAUGGGGCAGCUCCAUGGAGGAGUGACCCUAA